Molecule: messenger RNA, 3176 nt
Organism: Epinephelus lanceolatus (giant grouper)
Lineage: Eukaryota; Metazoa; Chordata; Actinopteri; Perciformes; Serranidae
Gene: csnk1g2b
Product: casein kinase 1, gamma 2b
Biological process (GO): protein phosphorylation
Molecular function (GO): ATP binding; protein serine/threonine kinase activity
Source: RefSeq, a predicted model, not a curated record
GACGCGGUGCCUGGGUAUCGGCAGCUGAGGGAGGCUUAAAGAGACAACAGCAAAAUCAUAGCAACUUGAGGGCAAGAGAAACGAAAUGAGAAAGAUACCCUCAAGCGAAGAACCAUGACUUCGACUACGUUUCGAUAGCUGAAAUUUAAAGACAUACAGCUGACAUCAAACCCAUCAGUUACUCGUCUUUCUCGUCGCUGUGCUCCCUCCGUCGUCUGCUGUGGCCCUGCAACAUGGAGAAUGUCCACUGUGUCACUGAAGGCUGACCAGAAGAAAUGAGGCACUCCAAAAGAUGUUCCCAAGUGGCCUUGUGGAUGCAGUAGCUGGGUUUCCGAGUGCUUUUUUAUGACUAGUAUUGUAUGUGCGUCUGUGGGCAUAUCCUAGCACAACCUGCCUAUUCUUCAGGCAGGGACAUGCUACUCUGAGGCUGGAGCUGGAGAAACACACAAGAAAGACGGCCCCUCUGGUAAACACGGAACACGAAGAAAAAAAGGGAAGCACUCAGCAGAAGAGCUGUCUGAUAGACACACGGGGCACUGCAGCUCGUUUAAAGUGUCUGCUGAGCCACUGCACAUUUUAACAGCAACACCUUUCCUCUGUCCUACAAAAUUUUGUCUCCCACCCCCUCCCAAAAGCAUCCUCUGUCGUUGUUAUUGGAAUUUCUAUGGUUUGCAUGGCUGGAGAAUAACCGUGGAGAGGCCAGGGUAUCACAAGCUUAUGGAUUUUGAUAAGAGAGGGGGCAAGGGAGAGACAGAGGAAGGGAAAAAGAUGUCUAAGACAGCAGGCAGCAGGACUGGACAUGGGGGCCGGAGUUCAGGGACCAAUUCUGGAGUUCUUAUGGUUGGCCCAAACUUCCGUGUGGGUAAAAAAAUUGGCUGUGGGAACUUUGGAGAGCUGCGGUUGGGAAAAAAUCUCUAUACUAAUGAAUAUGUCGCCAUCAAAUUGGAACCUAUAAAGUCCAGGGCACCACAGCUCCAUUUGGAGUAUAGAUUUUACAAACAGUUGGGAAAUUCAGAGGGAAUCCCUCAGGUGUACUACUUUGGUCCUUGCGGGAAAUACAACGCCAUGGUGCUGGAGCUGCUUGGGCCCAGCCUAGAGGACCUGUUUGACCUCUGUGACCGCACCUUCUCCCUCAAGACAGUCCUCAUGAUAGCCAUACAGCUGAUAACACGGAUGGAGUAUGUCCACACCAAGAGUCUGAUAUACAGAGACGUGAAGCCAGAAAACUUCCUGGUUGGGCGGCCCGGAAGCAAGAGGCAGCACACCAUCCACAUCAUUGACUUUGGUCUGGCCAAAGAGUACAUAGACCCCGAGACCAAAAAACACAUCCCUUACCGGGAGCACAAGAGUCUGACUGGGACGGCACGCUACAUGAGCAUCAACACACACUUGGGAAAGGAGCAAAGCAGAAGGGAUGAUUUGGAAGCGCUGGGUCACAUGUUCAUGUACUUCCUCCGAGGUAGUCUCCCCUGGCAGGGCCUAAAGGCGGACACUUUGAAGGAGAGGUAUCAGAAAAUUGGAGACACCAAGCGAGCGACACCCAUUGAAGUGCUUUGUGAAAGCUUCCCUGAAGAGAUGGCCACCUACCUGCGCUAUGUGAGGAGGCUGGACUUCUUUGAGAAGCCUGAUUAUGACUACUUGAGGAAGCUCUUCACUGAUCUGUUCGACAGGAACGGCUAUGUCUUUGACUAUGAAUAUGACUGGGUCGGCAAAUCACUUCCCACACCGAUAGGCCCUAUCCCCAGUGACACGCCCCUGCAGCCCAGCAGCAGAGACAAAGCACAACAGCAGACCAAAAACCAGUCGCCUGAGCCCAAAGGAAGUGAGUCUCAGCCCACUCCAGUGACCAAUAAGGAGACUCUGGGGUCGCACCUCACAGCUGAGCGGCUGGGGGGCUCUGUUCAGGUGAUGAGCUCAACAAAUGGCGAGCUGAACACUGAUGAUCCCACAGCCGGACACUCCAAUGCUCCCAUCACCGCUCCCACCGAGGUUGAAGUGGCUGACGAAACCAAGUGCUGUUGUUUCUUCAAAAGGAGAAAGAGGAAAGCCCUCCAGAGGCACAAGUGAAAGAAGAGAACGGAGAGAACUUGAAACAUUGUGGUCACUGUCAAGUUUUAAAUGGAAGCAACUACACAGACCCCCCUCCUGUCCCUUAUCUCUUUCCAGCUUCCCCCUCACCUCUUUAUCCCUCUCACCUUAUUCCCCCCGUCACUCUGUACCUCCCCCCUCUCGCGCUCUCUUUCUCGUUCUCAGUGCUCCCUGGCUACUGGAGAGUUGAAGGAAUGUUGCAGUCCUACUGACUCCACAACAGACUCUUGAUUCCUUUAUCAACGAAAAAUAAACGUACCUGCAUUACAACGGGGGGCUUGAGAAAAAGUAAAAAAGCUGUAACAAUGAAACUCGAAUACCGUGGCGUGAAUAUGAAAAAAGAUACUGUUUGAAACAGUUAUUGUCUACAGUAGAUUCCAUAAGAAGGCGUAUUGUUCCAACAGUCAGCUGUUGAUCAGGGGGAACCAUUCGAGUGGUUCAAGUCAAAGAAAUCUGCUCCUUAGGAAUUUUUAUUUUAUUUUCUUCCUUUGGUGUGUGUUCUGGGAUCAAGGUUAAGAGAAAGGUGAACUAUGCUGUUGUUAAAUCUGAGCGACACAGGAAGCAUUUCAUCUAUAAAACAGAAUCUGGAGGAUUUUAUGGUUUGUUUGUUUUUUUCCCUUUCUUUUUUUGUAAUUGAAUCCUCAGUUUUCGAAGUCAAAUCCCUACAUUGAAAAACUCAUUUUUAUGUUGUAGUGUUUCUGGAGUUCAGUUCUUUUCCUCACUCUGGCUUUCUUUUUGUCUGUCAACGUGGACUUUGUAGCACAGUCACUGGCCUCAGGUACUGUGGAAGAUCGAGAGAAACAGAUAUUAAGCUCUCUUAUUAUUAUUGCACUUUUGGGAAAAAAAAGAAAACAAUUACAGUGGAAAACUUUAGGUUUGAAAUUAACAAUUAAGAAAACAACUUAAUAAAGACUGAUCUAGGAAGAGUCCUUCACAACGCUUAUAUCUGAGUUAUGGCCGAAAAAAUGUUGUCGAUUUACAUGAAAAGAAAAAAAAAGAUAUGUCUUUCAAUUUUUAUUUCUUACAUCAAAAUAAUUUACCAGGAAAUCAUAGUUUGUGCCUUUCUAAGUAAAAUGUUUAAAGCUCAA